AUGAAAGUCUAAUACUAAACUGGUUAUGACACAAGAGCAAAUAAUGUUCCUUAGAAAAAGAAAGAGUUCUAAUAUAACACCAAAUAACCAGAAAUAAAUGUUCUUUAGAACUAUGAAUCUUCGAGUAAUAAAAUCGAAUCCAUUCCUUGUCAUAUUAGAUCUAAAUCAUAUGAACAUGAUUAUUUUACUAAAGCAAUAAAUACUUUUGGAAUCAAUACUGAUUAAUCAUAACUAUAACCUUUAAAAACUAAACGAUAACAUAGUAUUUCUUAGAAAGAAAAUGAUCCAGGAUUCAUAUCUCCAAAAUUCAGAUUUGAAAGCUGUGAUACUGUUGUUACUAGAAAAUCAUAAAAGUAAUUUCUAAUUUUACUUUUAUUUUAGUAGUUUUAUCAAUGAAUUGUAAGAAUGUGUUGAUCUUUCAAAAGUUACUGAAUUAUCUAUGUAAUCUUAAUUUUCACCAUCCAAAAAUUAUACAGAAUUGAAAUAAAAAAUUGAAUAUAGAGAUAGUUUAAUAGAUGAAUUACAAAAAUAAUUAACUAGCACAUUAAAAAAUAUGACUUAAUAGAUAGAUAUAUUAAGAAAUGAAAAAAAUAAAGUUAUUUAAUAAUAAAUUCGAUAAAUUGAAAUAUAUGAAUAAUAAUUACAAGAAUGCAGAUAGGAAAUUCAAUUAAAGAAUAAGGAAUUAUUGUUAUUAAAAAAAAAUUAAAAAGACAUCAAAAAAGUUGUUGAUCUUCGAUAAGAAAAAUAUUAAAUAAAUUGUAAAGUUUUAAUCUUAUUUUUUCUUAGAAACUAGUUAGAAUUUUUUAUCUAAAAAAGAUUGUAUGUGCUAACAAUUAGAUAGAGAAAAUAAAGCUUUGUUGGCUAAAGUUGAUUAAUUUAGACAAUAACUUCAUGAUCUCAAAUAAAAUCUUGAGUUUAAUAAUCUAUCAAUCAAUAAUCAAAUUUCUGUAAUUGAGAAGUCUGAUUUAACAUAAUUUGAAAAAACUUUUAAAUAAUUAGCAGAAGAACUUAAUUUAACUAUUGAAAGCAAAAAUAUCAAUUCAAGCUUUAGUUUAUUAAACUAAGAAGUUAUUGAAGGAGUGAAAACACUAAAAUAAUAGUUUAAAGAAAAUGAAAAAUUUAUAAGAUGUUUAAAAGACUUAGUUAUUUAAUGUGCUCCUCAAGAUUAUUUCUGCUAAUCAGAUCCAAGUUUAAAGGAAGUUUGGAAAUUUAUUAAAUAGAUUUUAUAAUCUUAUUUAGAGCACAAAAGAUAAGCAUAAUUAAAUGAAGUAAUUUUCAACUAAUUAUUAAGGAUAUAGUCUUUACAUUAUGUAAAUAUUUUAGAUGUAAUAAAGGGGAAUUGAAUCAUAAAGGAGCCUGUCUUAUUGUUGAUUAAGAGGUUUAUUAAAGAAUAGUUGAUAAAAUUAAAAGAAUUUUAAAUUUAACUAAUUUAAGUAAUAUUAGAGAACUUGAUAGAAAAUUAGAUUACUAUUUAUAAUGA
This is a messenger RNA of Paramecium sonneborni, 1480 nucleotides long. NCBI's taxonomy places the organism in Eukaryota, Ciliophora, Oligohymenophorea, Peniculida, Parameciidae. The record is from the annotation of a GenBank genome assembly.